Messenger RNA from Monomorium pharaonis (pharaoh ant), 1449 nucleotides. RefSeq names its product WW domain-binding protein 2 (gene Wbp2). Bases 239 to 1072 code for a protein of 277 amino acids. Gene Ontology annotation, cellular component: nucleus. The transcript is spliced from 6 exons. Gene Ontology annotation, biological process: positive regulation of DNA-templated transcription. Gene Ontology annotation, molecular function: transcription coactivator activity; chromatin DNA binding. The record is from RefSeq and is a predicted model, not a curated record. Lineage: Eukaryota; Metazoa; Arthropoda; Insecta; Hymenoptera; Formicidae.
CGCAACGCACAGCACACACCGAUAUCACGCAGCGACGCAGUUGGACGUAGCGCAACGUCAUACAUUUCUCGUUACUUGUUUUAUUCAUCGUUAUCUCUGAAAGUGAUAUCAUUCUAAGGUAUUUCUUUCAAGUUUUCUGUGACAGUUUCCAAUAAGAAAUCAAGAAGAGACAGUCUCUCGACAGCGUUUGAUAGACGACAAUUAUCUGUCACAAGCGUUCACAAUAUACAAGGAAGAUAUGUCAUUGAAUACAGCACAUACCAACGGUGGAGUUCUUCUCCAUUCUGGCGAAUGCAUCAUUCUCUUUUGUGACAAUGUUAAUAUGGAAUUUCAUGGACAAGAGCAAGUGGAAUUUAUUGGGAAAAAGCACGGCAGAUUAUAUUUGACAACGCAUAGGAUGAUCUUCAAUGCUAAAGAUCAAAAAGAAAAAAUGCAGUCAUUCAGCUUUCCAUUUGUUACAUUGAGUGAAGUAACACUAGAACAGCCAGUUUUUGGUGCUAAUUAUAUAGGAGGCAAAUGUCGUGCUCAGCCAAAUGGUAAUUGGAUUGGAGAAUGCAAAUUUAAAUUGAGAUUUAAAAGCGGUGGAGCAGUAGAGUUUGGUCAAGCUUUACUAAGAGCCGCAGAAAUGGCUCAACGCAAUGGUCCAGCAAAUGAUGCUCCACCACCAUAUACACCUCCAUUGUCUGACUGGUAUCCGGCACAACCUUCAGCUUAUCAACCUCCUUCAACUGGAUAUUAUGGAUGGAUGCCUCCAACUAACGUAUUCCCAGAUAUUCCGCCAGGAAAUACAGUCUUUAUGACAGACAGUCCACCACCAUAUCCCGGCAUACAGCCAGGAUAUGGAUACGCAAGUGGCCCAUCACAUCAGGGUGUCGGAGCUGCAGCGGGACAACCAGGAGCUCCUGGAUGGGCCAAUCCGAAUUAUAAUAGCCAGCCAAUGUCCCAUGCAGAUGCAAAGGCUGUAGAAGCUGCACAGAGUGCAUAUUAUGAUCCUAAUAGACCUCAAUGCGCUUAUGUUCCACCACCAGAAUAUUAUGAGAGUCCACCAGCCUACACAAAGAAAUAUCAGUGAAAAUAUUUCGAAAAUAAAUUACAUAAGCGAAUUACAUAGUGCAAUAGCUAUACAUUCCAUUUUAGGCGAAUACUGUAAAUUUGAUUGCUGUCGCAUUUUUUUACAUAGCAAACUGUCAAUAACAUUUGUUACAUAGCAACUCUUGGAUCUGAAUAUGUAGAUUCAAGAUGAUGGUUGAAGGUGCACUAGAUUUUUCUCAUUAUAACUAUGCAAUGUUAAAUCACAGGUAUCACUGCAAGCAUUUGCAAUACUGCUAUUAAUGCGAGCUAUUAACAAUAAUUUCUUAAGUACAUACAUGUUAUUUUUAAAAAAUGAUGUAUUGUUGUGUUUCACACGAAUCUAUAUAAUUAUGGAAUAAAUGUUUACACUCAUGUAAA